AGGGAGAGAUAUUUUUUACCUAAAACUUUACCCAUAUAUAAUAUCACCAUAUACCCUUAAAAAACAUUACAUUACAGAGAAGAGAAACCAGAGAGAAAAAAUGGUUCUGCUAGACAAAAUGUGGGACGAUGUAGUAGCUGGGCCUCCACCUGAACGUGGUCUCGGCAGGCUUAGGAAGAUCACCACCCAGCCUUUGUCCAUCAAAGAUGAAGGAGAAAGGAAAAAGUACCAGAGGUCGUUGUCGCUGCCGAAUAGUCCAGUGUCAGGUCCGACACCCGUGACACCGACGACUCCGACGGCGCGUAAGGAGAACGUGUGGAGGAGUGUGUUCCAUCCGGGUAGCAACCUCGCCACCAAAAGUAUAGGUUCUGAUGUUUUCGACAAGCCACAACCUAACUCUCCUACCGUCUAUGACUGCAACCAAACGGAGGCUCAGAGACAGAGCAUGAAGGAAAACUUGGCUAUUUGUUUGGUCGCUGCGUGGAAAUAAUUCCUUUUGAUCCGUAUACACUCUUAUACUCAUUUAUGGCUUUACAGUGGGGAGACCAGGAGCAAGCAUCGCUGAGAGGGUGGCGACUGACAGGCGGCUAGCAGGCUGCUCUAGUGAGCCAGGGUUGCAUGUAAAUAGUGUGUUCUCUUUUCUUCUUUUUUUUUUCAAUGUGCUAUUUUGUCUCUGUCUUUGUCUCUUGAUGCUAUUUGAUGUCUCGAGUAACCGUAGAAGGUGUUUUAAGAGCUGACUAAAGCUUUAGUUUGCCCUUGUUUUUUUGUAAGUAAUGUUGGCCAAGGGUGCGCUAGCCCACGGUGGCUAUUGAUGCUUUGUCAUUCAAGCUGCCAGCGUGAGCGGCGGAUAUAUUACAUAAAUAAAUAAAGAGAUUAAUGGGGUA
Molecule: messenger RNA, 884 nt
Organism: Gossypium raimondii (Peruvian cotton)
Lineage: Eukaryota; Viridiplantae; Streptophyta; Magnoliopsida; Malvales; Malvaceae
Product: auxin-repressed 12.5 kDa protein
Exons: 4
Coding region: 101-490 (129 amino acids)
Source: RefSeq, a predicted model, not a curated record